Messenger RNA from Miscanthus lutarioriparius, 684 nucleotides. Lineage: Eukaryota; Viridiplantae; Streptophyta; Magnoliopsida; Poales; Poaceae. The record is from the annotation of a GenBank genome assembly.
AUGGCAGCGGUGGGCAGUGGCAGAUCCGGCGGCAGGAGGCUGUGGCAGAUCCGGCGGCAGGGAGGAGGGCGAGGCGGGGGCAUCAUGGUGAUAGCCCAGCGAAACCGGGUUAGCGUGGCAGCGGUGGGCGGUGGGGAGCCGCCGGAGAUGGAGGAGGGGAUUCGGGUAUUUGUCUCUGUUCCUGGGAGUUCUGUGGGACAAAAUGAUGUACCAGAUUCUUUUUACAAGCUUAGUGGUGAGGAGAUAAGGAAUGAAGCAAAGAUGAGGAGGGAAAGGUUAGAACAAUCUCGAUUGCUGAUACCAAAGUCUUACAAGGAGAAGCAGGCAUUGGCUGCUCGACAGAAAUAUAAACAAGCAGUCAUUCGAGUUCAGUUUCCAGAUAGAAUGAUUCUUCAGGGCGUAUUCCUACCAGGAGAGGCCACUAGUUCACUGUAUGAGUUCGUCACAUCUGCUCUGAAGCAACCAGGUUUGGAAUUCGAACUUAUCUCUCCAGCCAUUCCUAAGCCACGUGUGGUGCCCCAUUUUCCAAACCCGGGCGAGCGGGCACGCACCUUGCAAGAGGAGGAGCUGGUCCCUUCCGCUCUCCUCAAGUUCAUUCCCAAGGAGACUGAUUCCGUGGUUUUCACCGGUUUGCUUGAUGAGCUUCUCAUGGCCAGUGAGCCGCUUCCUGCUGCAUCACAAUGA